This is a messenger RNA of Spea bombifrons (plains spadefoot toad), 1438 nucleotides long. It is a transcript of the gene MPPE1, whose product is annotated as metallophosphoesterase 1. Gene Ontology annotation, biological process: endoplasmic reticulum to Golgi vesicle-mediated transport; GPI anchor biosynthetic process. Gene Ontology annotation, cellular component: endoplasmic reticulum-Golgi intermediate compartment. Gene Ontology annotation, molecular function: phosphoric diester hydrolase activity. The transcript has 10 exons. Bases 97 to 1299 code for a protein of 400 amino acids. The record is from RefSeq and is a predicted model, not a curated record. NCBI's taxonomy places the organism in Eukaryota, Metazoa, Chordata, Amphibia, Anura, Pelobatidae.
GCCGCGCGUUGGGGCCGCGGUGCAGCGCUCGCUAUUAGAAGAAGAGUAGAUGCAAGACUCGUGAACUCCACUUCUGAAGAGUAGCCUUUCCAAUGGAUGGCUUUUGUUACCUGCAGACAUUCGGCAAUGAUGAGGACCGGCCCGGGGCGCAGUGCCGUUCUGAGCAAAAGAAGUGUUUUUCUGAUGAAGAUACUUUGUUUCCUUUUUGCAGUUGUGUGGUUUUGUGAGUUUUUGGUUUACUAUGUUGUUAUAAUACAGUGCAGCUGGCCCAAAAUCACUGGCACCCUAGAUCAGGAACACAAAUCUGCGCUAAAGGUUAUUUUUUUAUCCGACACGCAUCUCCUCGGAGCAAUCAGAGGACACUGGUUUGAUAAACUGAGAAGGGAAUGGCAAAUGGAAAGAUCAUAUCAGAGCGCUCUAUGGUUAUUGCAGCCAGACAUUGUUUUCAUUCUAGGAGACUUAUUUGAUGAGGGAAAGUGGAGCAAUUCAAAGGCAUGGGAUGAAGACGUUGAGCGAUUUCACCGGAUGUUCAGACACCCUUCACAUACGGAGCUUAUAGUUGUUGUAGGGAAUCACGACAUUGGAUUUCAUUACGAAAUGACUAUUCACAAGCUGAACAGAUUUGAAAGGGCUUUCAAUCUUACAUCAGGAGAAGUAUUGUCUCGGAAAGGUGUAAACUUUGUCCUGGUCAACAGUGUGGCUCUGGAGGGGGAUAAUUGUGUGAUUUGUAGAGCAGCAGAAAGUCAGAUCUUUGAGGUUUCUCGCAAGCUGAACUGCUCCAGAAUGACAGAUGAUGCAGAUUUAAGGAAGAACUGCAGAGGUGUUGAGCGGCUUCCUCCAUCAGCGCCCAUCCUUUUACAGCACUAUCCUUUGUAUCGGGAAAGUGACUCCAGUUGCACCGGGGAAGAUUCCGCCUCUCUGGAGGAAAAGAGAGUCCUCUUUAUGGAAAAAUACGACGUGCUCUCAAAAGACGCGUCUGAAAAGUUACUGAGGCUGCUGCGGCCAAGGUUGAUCUUGAGCGGCCACACGCACAGCGCCUGUGAAGUGUUACACCGAGGGAGAAUCCCCGAGAUCAGCGUGCCUUCCUUCAGCUGGCGGAACAGGAAUAACCCGAGCUUCAUCAUGGGCACCAUCACUGCUACAGAAUUUGCUCUUGAGAAAUGCUUCCUCCCAGAAGAGAAUACAGUUGUCUGGAUUUACAGCUUGGCGGGUAUACUCGUUCUUCUCUACUUAAUGGAUCAUCUUCGGACAUUUACCCUUCUGCGAACAUUCUCCAGGGCAAAGCACAAACCGGUGUAACACACAGAACAGAGCACUUUGGGGAAAAAAACGAGAUACAUUCUGUUUCCACAAAGAAAAGCCUUCUUUUAUACUUCUCUCUAGAAUAGACCAGUACGUUUUACCAAAUAUAUAUUUAUUAAAUGAUGUACCUGUACAA